AUGGGGGUCACCGCUCAUUAUAUUGAUAAGAACUGGAAGCUAUGGAAUCUUGUUGUUGCUGCGGUGGAGAUUGAAGGAGACCACAGUGACAAUGCUUCGACGAGCGGCACAAUUGCAAUGUGUUCGGAGCAACGACGUAUUAUUCCUGGAUUUACCAGGAGUGACAAUAUGCUUGGCUGUAUGGCGCAUGUUAUCAAUCUGAUAGCAAAUGCUGGUAUUAAGCUACUUGGAGCUUUUGAUCAGCAACCCAAUCAGAACAUUGUUGAGAUCAUCAACCCAAUGUCCGUCGAUGCGCUACUUCUGGAUCGAGAUAUUGAAAUCGAAAAAGCGGGUACGAUUGUUCGUAGAGUUCGUGACUUCACGAAAUAUAUCAACGGCUCGCCACAGCGACUGCAAAACUUUAGAAAACUUGCGGAUGUAGUCGCAGCAGAUGUUACUGCGAAGAAGCUGGUACAAGAUGUGUCAACGCGGUGGAAUUCGACUUGGGCAAUGUUGAAUCGUGCAGUUUUACUUCGCAAGGUCAUUGGAGCCUACAUAGACAGCGGCUCCGAGCUUCGGAAGUAUGCGCUUGAAGAACAUGAAUGGGCUCUUGUGCACGAAGUUAUUAAGCUGCUUGAACCGUUAGAAGAGGCUACGGUGUUGUUGUCAUCUGCAAAGUAUCCCUCUAUUAUGGCAGCUGCAACAGUAUAA
Molecule: messenger RNA, 690 nt
Organism: Peronospora matthiolae
Lineage: Eukaryota; Oomycota; Peronosporomycetes; Peronosporales; Peronosporaceae
Source: the annotation of a GenBank genome assembly